Messenger RNA from Cylicocyclus nassatus, 1687 nucleotides. The record is from the annotation of a GenBank genome assembly. NCBI's taxonomy places the organism in Eukaryota, Metazoa, Nematoda, Chromadorea, Rhabditida, Strongylidae.
GGUUCGCAGAUUCAAUCUGACUAAGUACACAACGAUUUGCAAUAGGCACAGACAAUCAAGCACACUCAAUGCUGUACCUGCUCUUUGAAUUCGCCUUAUUGGCAACUACACCAAACAAUAAUAGUCUUCCAGGCGCUGGAACCCGCUUGCCUGCUCCAUCUCUCCAUCGUUCCUUCGCUGCGUCUCUCCAGAAUGUCCGUUCAUCCCAGUCAUCUGCUGAAUCCGAUGGAGCUAAUAAAAGAAGAAUGGGUGCUGUCAAACAUAGCCAUUUCAAAGGGCUUGCGCUUCGUCCCGAUGAAUGGGCUAGAGGUUUGUGGCCAGGAGGAGAAAUUCCAUACGAAAUAUCACCAAGUUUCACUUAUCAAGAACUAAGUCUCAUCCAGUGGGCGAUGAUCGCAUUCCACAAGCACACAUGCAUAAGAUUUCGGCCGCGAACUCCAAAUGAUAUGUAUUAUUUGUCAAUCUCUAAAAAUUAUGAUAGAGGAUGUUGGAGCGAUGUCGGUCGAGCUACAACGGGUGAUUCUCGUACACCUGAGGGCAAGUUUAAAACGGAAACUACUUUCCAAUCUGAUUGCUUGAAUCGACAAAGUGUGAUUCAUGAACUAAUGCAUAUCAUCGGCUUUUAUCACGAGCAUCAAAGAGAGGAUCGCGACCCACGUAUUAGUGCAGGUCGACACAACCCAGAUGCUUCGAUGGAUUACUGGACUAGUAUCAACCAAGCACACUCAAUGCUGUACCUGGUCUUCGAAUUCGCCUUACUGGCAACUGCAGCAAACGAUAAUAGUCUUCCAGGCCCUGGAACCCACUUGCCUGCUCCAGCCGCCUCUCUCCAGGAUAUCCGUUCAUCCCAGUUGUCUGCUGAGUCCGAUGGAGUUCAUAAAAGAAGUGUGGGUGCUGUCAAAUAUAGCCGUUUCAAAGGGCUUGCGCUUAGCCCUAAUGAAUGGGCUAAAAGUUUAUGGCCAAGAGGAGAAGUUCCAUACGAAAUAUUACCAAAUUUCACCUUUCAAGAACUAAGUGUCAUUAAGUGGGGUAUGGACGCUUUUCACAAACACACAUGCAUAAGAUUCCCGCCGCGAACUCCAAGUAAUAUGUAUUAUUUGUCAAUCUCCAAAAAUUAUGAUAGAGGAUGUUGGAGCGACCUCGGUCGAGUGACAACAGAUGAUGCUCGCACAUCUGAUGGCAGGUUCAAAACGAAGACAACUUUCAAAUCUGAUUGUUUAAAAAGACAGGCGGUGCUUCAUGAACUAAUGCAUAUCAUAGGCUUUUAUCACGAACAUCAAAGAGAGGAUCGCGACCCACGUAUUACUACAGGCCCACCACACCCAGAUCCCUCGAUAGAUUACUGGAAUCGUCACAUUCUCCCGAGAACUUCUGCGCAUUACAUGGGUAAAUACGAUCCGGAGUCUGUCAUGCACUACCGAAUGCUUAAUUUCAAAAACUACGAACGAGAGUUUUUCUCCCAGUCGGACAUUGACAACAUUAACAAAUUGUAUAAGUGCCCGCAGACGUACAAAAGGUCUUGAUACUAUAAUUACUCUAAGCUAUAAUGAGUCGAUUCAUCUGUAAACGGUCUGUUUAGUAAGCCUUCCUUAAAAUGUUGAUAUGGUAAUCUUGGUGUUCCUUUCUUGCACACCUAUACUUUUAUUAUUUUUUUUCGAAAUAAAGGAAUAAAUGAGCGUUUAAGUCA